Molecule: messenger RNA, 2030 nt
Organism: Radiomyces spectabilis
Lineage: Eukaryota; Fungi; Mucoromycota; Mucoromycetes; Mucorales; Radiomycetaceae
Product: putative replication factor-A protein 1
Exons: 14
Coding region: 59-1894 (611 amino acids)
Biological process (GO): DNA replication; DNA recombination; DNA repair
Cellular component (GO): nucleus
Molecular function (GO): DNA binding
Source: RefSeq, a predicted model, not a curated record
GCCGCCAUUUUCUUCACGCGUCGUGGUUGUUUCCCUUUUUUCCUGAAAAUAACGAACCAUGGCUCAAAUCUCGCAAGGUGCUGUCAAGGCGCUCUAUGAUAACGAUACGUCCAAUCCCGUGUAUAGCAACCCUUUGCUUCAAGUGAUUAACAUCAAGGCAGUGCCUGCCCCUCAAGGCACACGCUACAGAAUCAUUAUUUCGGACGGUGUCAAUUUCAUGCAAGCCAUGUUGGCGUCGCAGCACACUCCCAUGGUCGAAAAAGGCGAUCUGACUCGUUAUGCUAUUGUGAGACUCAAGCAAUUCGUCUGCAAUGAACUUCAAAACAGAAAGAUCCUCAUCAUCCUCGAUCUGGAUGUCGUCGACAAGAACCAGCAACAAAAGAUUGGUAAUCCCCAAACCCUUGAAUCCCACUUGGCCAAUGCCAGCGCACAAAGUCCGGCCACAGCUACACCUUCGCCUCAAGCACAACCUCAGGCUCAAGCACAAGCCCAACCGCAGCAGUCUUUGUUCAUGCAAUCCAAUACUGCGGCACCCCAACCACAGAACCCAGGUGGCUACGCACCCAUGUCAGGCCGUGUGAACAUGCAGCUUGAAACUUCCCUGUUCCCAAUUAAAGCACUGAAUCCUUAUCAGAACAAAUGGACCAUCAAAGCUAGAGUUACUCAAAAAUCGGAGAUCAAGACAUGGGCCAACCCUCGUUCUGAAGGCAGACUCUUCAGUGUCAACCUCCUCGAUAAUUCGGGUGAAAUCAAAGCGACUGCUUUCAACGAUCAAGUGGAUCGCUUAUAUCAUAUUUUACAAGAGGGCAAAGUCUAUUACAUCUCCAAAGCCCGUGUUACCAUGGCUAGAAAGCAAUUCUCUACACUGAACAAUGAAUAUGAACUUUCUUUCGACAAUGGUACCGAACUUGAAUUGUGUUCCGAUGAAGGCAGCGUCCCACAGAUGAACUUUGAAUUUGUGAAAAUCGCUGAUAUUGCCAACCAUGAAAAGAGUGCUACUAUUGAUGUCAUCGGUGUUGUAAAGGAGGACAACGGUAUCAACGAAAUUGUAGCGAAAUCCACUGGUCGACCGACGAAGAAGAGGGAAUUGGUUAUUGUAGAUGACACUCAGAAACAGAUCAAAUUGACGCUGUGGGACAAGGUGGCUGACAACUUCAAUUCCGAGGGCAAUCCUAUCAUUGCUUGUAAAGGAGUUCGUGUUAGCGAUUUCGGUGGUCGCUCCUUAUCUCUCUCGAGCGCCGGCGUGUUAAAGGUCAACCCUGCAUUGCCCGAAACUCAAAAGCUACGACAAUGGUAUGGUAUGUAUGGAGAAAACUCCAACUACUCCAGUUUCCAAGGAGGCAUGGUGGGUGCCGCCGGUCCAGGCCAGGGUAGCAAUGCCCGAACCACUUUGCAGCAAGUCAAAGACGAUCAAUUGGGCAUGGGCGACCGUCCUGAUUAUUUCACCAUCAAGGGCACUGUUGUGUACAUUCGAUCCGAAAACGUGGCCUAUCCCGCAUGUCCUGAAUGUAAGAAGAAACUAGUUCAAGAAGGCGCAUCGUGGCGAUGUGAAAAGUGCCAAAAGUCACUCGCAGAACCCCAUUACAGAUACAUUCUUUCGGUAUCGGUAGCGGAUACGACGGCGCAGACCUACAUGAGCACGUUUGAUGAAAUUGCUACUGCUUUGAUCGGCAUGGAUGCCAACGAGCUGCAAAAACUAAAGGACGAGAACCUUGAUGAAUAUCGACAGAUCUUGAACAAGCCUCUCUUCCAAACCUACAUUAUGAAGAUCAGAGCCAAGUUGGAAACAUUUAAUGAUACUGCUCGCACGAAACACACGAUCAUCGAAGCGACCCCCAUCGAUUUCCAGGCCGAAGGUCAUCAGCUGGUGGAAGCUAUCGAUAAAUUGCUAUAAAACUUUCAAAGAUUUCUACUUCGUCUAUGAAGAUCCGUUUAGCGUAAAUACAUUCAAUACUCGCCAUUUUCAUUUUUAUUUUUUCGUUGAGAAAAUGCUCUUUAUUUUUUUCCUGCUUUUUUAUUUCGUCUUCCGC